AUGGCCGCCCGCGAUCGCUGCGCCAGGCGACGUGCAGACGCGCGUACGCAGGUGACGUCAGCAGAGAAGUUGGUGCUGCUGCUCGUGGGAAUGCAGCUGUGCGGCGGGCAGGCCUACCGCCAGCAGUACGCGAGGCGCUACAGACAGGCCGUGUACCACACCCCAGCUGCCGGCUUUCACAGCGCGCCCAGCCUGCCCCCCUUCCUUCACGGACAGUACCUCAGAUCUGGUGCUCAUUUUGUGCCCAUCAGAGGAUUACAUAAGAGAUUAGCACUGAGUUCCCACACUGCAUUGGGAAACGGGAAGCACGAUAAUAUUGCACCCAGCCCUGAAGUGUCACCUCUGCAAAGUGGUUUCCAUGUAAAACCUUUAGAUGCCCACGCCAUGAGCUCACAAGGAGGCGCGAGCCCUGAGACACUCCACGUUCCAGCAAGUGGUUUGGUUGGCUAUGAUGUUGGAAAUACUCAGGAGGCAUACAGUAGCAGCCUAAACCAGAUGCAACUGCCUGGUUCUGGCGAUUUUCAUUAUGGAAGUGGCGCUCCCAUUUUUGGAAAUCUAGGUUACCAUCCAGGUUUCGGAGCGGAUAAUGAAGAAAAAUCUGUCGGCAGAGUUACAAUGCAGGUUUACCGUGGCCCUACGAUGAAAGCUGGCCACAGUCACUUUGCACCCUGGAGCUACUACGUGUGGCAGCCAAGUGGUACUGAAACUGCGCACAAUGCCUUUGACCAUAUUUAAAUUGUGUGUGUGAGCGUGUGUUUGUGUGUAAACUAAGUGAUAGCAUUCGUCGCGGAGUGCUUUAGGUCUCAGCAUCAACAGCGAAUUAGAAUAAAUUGUCGUGAAGUGGAAAAAUAAAACAA
This is a messenger RNA of Schistocerca americana (American grasshopper), 857 nucleotides long. RefSeq lists its product as uncharacterized. The record is from RefSeq and is a predicted model, not a curated record. The transcript has 3 exons. NCBI's taxonomy places the organism in Eukaryota, Metazoa, Arthropoda, Insecta, Orthoptera, Acrididae. Bases 1 to 735 code for a protein of 244 amino acids.